Molecule: messenger RNA, 1273 nt
Organism: Phacochoerus africanus (Common warthog)
Lineage: Eukaryota; Metazoa; Chordata; Mammalia; Artiodactyla; Suidae
Gene: CTHRC1
Product: collagen triple helix repeat containing 1
Exons: 4
Coding region: 142-876 (244 amino acids)
Source: RefSeq, a predicted model, not a curated record
GGGAAGCAGGCGAGUGAAAGGCUCAUUGAUGCAGCCGGCGGCGGCCUCGGAGCGCGGCGGGGCCAGACUGUGAUCACGUCCCGGCUCCCGGGUCUCCUCCUCCGCCUCUCCUGCUCCGCGCGUCCGGGGCCGCCGCGCGCCAUGCGCCCCCAGGGCCCCGCCGCCGCCUGCCCGCAGAGGCUCCUCGGCCUCCUGCUGCUCCUGCUGCUGCAGCCGCAGGCGCCGUCGAGCGCCUCCGAGACCCCCAAGGGGAAGCAAAAGGCGCUGCUCCGGCAGAGGGAGGUGGUGGACGUGUAUAAUGGAAUGUGCUUACAAGGGCCUGCAGGGGUGCCUGGGCGAGACGGGAGCCCUGGAGCCAAUGGCAUUCCGGGUACCCCUGGGAUCCCCGGUCGGGAUGGAUUCAAAGGAGAAAAGGGGGAAUGCCUGAGGGAAAUCUUUGAGGAGUCCUGGACCCCUAACUACAAGCAGUGUUCAUGGAGUUCGCUGAAUUAUGGCAUAGAUCUUGGAAAAAUUGCGGAGUGUACCUUCACAAAGAUGCGUUCCAACAGUGCCCUAAGAGUUUUGUUCAGUGGCUCACUUCGGUUAAAAUGCAGAAAUGCAUGCUGUCAGCGUUGGUAUUUCACCUUCAAUGGAGCUGAAUGUUCAGGACCUCUUCCUAUUGAAGCCAUAAUUUAUUUGGAUCAAGGAAGCCCUGAAAUGAAUUCGACAAUUAAUAUUCAUCGCACUUCUUCUGUGGAAGGACUCUGUGAAGGAAUUGGUGCCGGACUCGUGGACGUUGCUAUCUGGGUUGGGACUUGCUCAGAUUACCCAAAAGGAGAUGCCUCCACUGGGUGGAACUCAGUGUCUCGCAUCAUUAUUGAAGAACUACCGAAAUAAAUCCUUUCGUUUUUGUUCCCUACCUCUUUUUUUUUUUAUUAUACCUUUGAAUGGUUUUAGUGACAGCUUAUAUAAUUUUUAUGUACAUCUGAUUAAAAAAACCCACACAACUCAAUGUGUUUACAGACCAAAGUGUGAUUUCACACUGUUUUUAGAUCCAGCAGGAUUCAUUUUCCUUCAGUCAAAACUGGUUUGGGGAUUUUGUAGCUGAUUCAGUACUUUCUUCAUAUUCUUAUUCCCUGAACCUAUAAUUUGGAAUGUUAUUGUCUUCAUUUUUUUCCUCUUUUCUUAGGGUAGCACUUUUUAAAAAUAUAAAGGCUACCAGUCUUUGUACAAGUUGUAAAUGUUCAUAAUUGUUUUAUAUCUGUGAAAUAAAACUUCUUUCAAACAACUUUAA